Messenger RNA from Symbiodinium pilosum, 459 nucleotides. Lineage: Eukaryota; Dinophyceae; Suessiales; Symbiodiniaceae. The record is from the annotation of a GenBank genome assembly.
AUGCUCUUCUUUGUGCCAGAGGCAACCCUCGAAGACUGGUCGCACACUCUCAAACUGACAUUCCCAGACGGUGAGGACGACGUCGUCACUGAGGAGGAGGUCUUCGACUACUUCACAACAGACGAGUACAAGCCAGAGGCCGUCAUUGUCGGUCAUCAGAUGCCGCAUGAAGAGGUCAAGCAUGCCUACGUGCACUUCAGCAACAACGCCGAUGCCAAGAAAGCUAGGAAGGAGAAGGAUGGCGGUGCCAUUGGCAAGGCUUCUGAAGUAAAGCUUGUCUACACCGACGAGAAGAAGUGGAUCCGCUUAAGGGAUGGCGUGAGCCUGGCUGGUGGGUUCUGGGGCCCACGUGCAAGAUGGAUGAAGGCUUAUGGCACCGAAGCGUACAAGGGCUGGAGAGGGAUCGAAAAACCUUUGCCUCCUGGCGCACGCCGCCACUGGUACUACCCGGAAGAUUGA